Molecule: messenger RNA, 1801 nt
Organism: Amaranthus tricolor (Joseph's coat)
Lineage: Eukaryota; Viridiplantae; Streptophyta; Magnoliopsida; Caryophyllales; Amaranthaceae
Product: glucan endo-1,3-beta-glucosidase
Exons: 4
Coding region: 93-1475 (460 amino acids)
Biological process (GO): carbohydrate metabolic process
Cellular component (GO): plasma membrane
Molecular function (GO): hydrolase activity, hydrolyzing O-glycosyl compounds
Source: RefSeq, a predicted model, not a curated record
UUUCUCAACCAUUCUUAAAUCAACCCGUAUUUAUACAAUCCCAUAUUCCACAAAACCAUCUUUCCCCUUCAUUCAAACUAUCAUAACAACCAAUGAAUACUUUAACAAACUUUCUACUCAUUUUCACCCUUCUCAAUCUCCACCUUCCCCCCAAUGCCGCUUGGAGCAUUGGAGCGAAUUAUGGGACGUUGGCGGAUAAUCUUCCGCCACCGUCCCAGGUCGCGGAAUUUUUAAGAACCAAAACCUCAAUCGAUAAAAUAAAACUUUUCGAUGCGAAUCCGGACAUUGUCCGGGCAUUCGCAAACUCGGGUAUAUCCGUCACAAUUACUGUCCCUAAUGGGGAGAUUCCCAACCUUGUUCAACUCCCUGGUGCGCAACAAUGGGUUGCUGCUCAUAUAACACCUUUUGUUCCUCAAACUAAAAUUAUUAGAGUUCUUGUUGGUAAUGAAGUUCUUCAUUGGGGCCCACAAAACCUUAUUGAUAAUCUUGUUGCUGCCAUGAGAACUCUUCACCAAGCUCUACAGCAAGCUGGUCAUAGAAACAUUCAGGUUUCAAGUCCACAUUCAUUGGGAAUCCUAGAAAGAUCAGUACCCCCAAGCACGGGUCGAUUUCGACCCGGAUGGGAUGUAGGAGUCUUAGCUCCAAUGCUCCAAUUCCAUCGCGAAACCAAAUCCCCAUUCGUGAUUAACCCAUACCCAUAUUUCAGUGUCGACCCAAAAAGCGUCAAUUUCUGUCUCUUUAAGAGGAAUAGAGGAAGGCUUGAUAGAUGGACCAAGAAAAUGUACUACAACAUGUUUGAGUAUCUUAUGGAUGCUACCUUUUCUGCUAUGAAGCGUUUGGGCUACCCGGAUGUUGAUAUUGUGAUUGGUGAAACGGGCUGGCCCACGGUUGGUGAGCCCUUUCAGACUUGGGUCAGCCCGGCUGAUGCCCAAACCUUUAAUUCAAGGUUGGUUGCUGCUGUUAACUCAGGUAAAGGGACACCUUUAAUGCCUGGUAGAAAGUUCGAGACUUACAUUUUUUCUUUGUUUACUGAAAAUCUGAAGCCCGGCCCUGUUGCUGAGAGGAAUUUCGGGUUGUUUAGGCCCGAUUUUUCUCCUGUUUAUGACAUUGGCAUUUUGAGGAAUGGACCUAGGCCUCAGCCGCUUCCUGCAGGGGGCCCAAGUCGAGGUCGUGGGCAACCCAAGCCCGCAACCCCAGCCCUACCUGGCCCAGCAAAAGGAUGGUGUGUGCCAAAACCACAAGCUACAGAUGCCCAAUUGCAGGCUAACAUAAAUUAUGUCUGCAGCCAAGGAGUUGAUUGUAAGCCAAUUCAACCAGGUGGUGCAUGUUUUAACCCGAACAAUGUUCGAUCUCAUGCUACUUACGCCAUGAACGCAUUUUACCAAACCAAGGGUCGCCAACCCUUUCAAUGUGACUUUUCUCAAACUGCUGUUAUCUCCAACAAUAACCCAAGCUAUGGUACAUGUAGAAUGUAGAUAUUUACCUUAUUAGUAUCUCUGUGGAGCCGGUUCCUAAAAUGAAGGCGAAAUUGAAGUCAGGGGAUAAAGAGCAAGAAUAGCCUUCAACAAGAUUAUUUAUUUAUUCACUACUUGUUGACAAAAUAAUUAUAUGUACUCUACCACUCUUCUUGUUGAUGGUCACUACUAACUAUUUAACAUAAUGGAGUUGUCCUUUAGGCUGUGUAAAUUAAGACAAAGUAGUAGAAUUAUGAUGGAGAUUAAUUGAUUAGAUGUUAUAUUUUGCCAAAAGAUCCUUACUACUAUGUCCAUUUCCGUUGGGAAGAAUUUAGACUUGAAUCUGG